This is a messenger RNA of Harmonia axyridis, 712 nucleotides long. It is a transcript of the gene Trs33, whose product is annotated as trafficking protein particle complex subunit 6b. The transcript has 3 exons. Gene Ontology annotation, biological process: regulation of GTPase activity; endoplasmic reticulum to Golgi vesicle-mediated transport. The record is from RefSeq and is a predicted model, not a curated record. NCBI's taxonomy places the organism in Eukaryota, Metazoa, Arthropoda, Insecta, Coleoptera, Coccinellidae. Bases 150 to 647 code for a protein of 165 amino acids. Gene Ontology annotation, cellular component: cis-Golgi network; TRAPP complex; trans-Golgi network.
UUCCAUGGAUCACUACAAUUCUGUGGAUUUAAAAAUAACCUUUAUUUUGUGAAUUGUAAUCCCACCUGUCAAAAAACAAACUAGCUGUAAACAAACUAUACAAGUUACAAUAAUUUCGAUAGGAAUUAAGUUUUCGAUCAUUCCAGAUCAUGACUGAAGAGACGAUUUUUGACUUAUUACAUUCCGCUGUAGUUGAUUAUGUUGUACAAUCUGAUGGAAAAGCAUCGGAAAAUUCGAUAAAAGCUGAUGCAAAGGAUGAAGAUUUAUCAAAGUUGGAAUAUAUUGGUUUUUUCACUGGUUAUCGCAUGAUAGAAAGGCUUACUAGGGAAAUGCCUAGGUUUAAGGAUGAAUUAGAUACAAUGAAGUUCAUUUGCACCGAUUUUUGGUCAGCUAUUUACAAAAAACAAAUAGAUAAUUUGAGAACAAAUCAUUUAGGGGUGUAUGUUUUACAAGAUAAUGCAUUUCGUUUUUUAACCAAGUUAUCCAAUGGCAAACAGUAUUUAGAUUUAGCACCCAGAUAUGUCACCUUUACCUGUGGAGUGUUGAGGGGCUGUUUGGCAAAUUUAGGAAUUGAAAGUAUCGUAACUGCAGAAAUUCAAACUAUGCCAUCUUGUAAAUUUCACAUUCAAGUCCAAAGACCUUGCUGAUGAUAUUAAAUACAUGUGAUAUUAAAAUUGUUAAUAAUAAUUGGUAAAAUAAUUUAUGUACAUAA